This is a messenger RNA of Lachancea thermotolerans CBS 6340, 630 nucleotides long. Its product is annotated as KLTH0D00528p. The transcript has a single exon. Lineage: Eukaryota; Fungi; Ascomycota; Saccharomycetes; Saccharomycetales; Saccharomycetaceae. The record is from RefSeq and is a predicted model, not a curated record. Bases 1 to 630 code for a protein of 209 amino acids.
AUGAGCUUAUUCGACACACAAUACAAAGGAAUCCAAUCAGUUACACAACGGUACACGCUAGCGAGCCGAGCCCGCAGCAAGAUGAUGCGGUGCGCGUCGCAAGGCAAAGGCCAGGACUUGGACCUGCGGGUGCUGGUCGGGCACGCGAACCUGCUGGACCGCGUUAUGGAGAGUCUACAUACAGAGGAGGAAGAAGAGGUUAGCACGUCGGACGAGGAGGAGCCCGUGGAGCUCGGCAUCACGAGCGAGGUCGGAUCUGGACACGUGACCUUCGCGCUGCCCCAGCCGCUCGAGACCGUCUACGAGUGCGACAGCGACAGCGACAGCGACAACGACGACGAGGCCACCUCCAGCGAUUACGACAGCGACAGCGACGGCGAAUUUUCUAGCGACAGCGACAACGAGAGCGAGGACGAGUCCGACGAAGAGGGCUUCUCGAACUUCGGCAAGUCCAGAAACUACACAUUGACCGGCAGCGACGCGGCCACCACGCCCGUGCUCCGCAAGCAUGGCGGGGGCAAUUUGUAUCUGUUUUCCCUGACAGGCGACGGCGCUGAUACCGCGGAGCGCGGCCGCGAUCUGGCGGCCCGCAACGGCGAAGCCGCAGGGCCCAGGGUUCUGUGCGUAUGA